Molecule: messenger RNA, 1011 nt
Organism: Sodiomyces alkalinus F11
Lineage: Eukaryota; Fungi; Ascomycota; Sordariomycetes; Glomerellales; Plectosphaerellaceae
Product: ribokinase
Exons: 1
Coding region: 1-1011 (336 amino acids)
Biological process (GO): D-ribose metabolic process
Molecular function (GO): ribokinase activity
Source: RefSeq, a predicted model, not a curated record
AUGACUUCCUCAUCGUCCACUUCUCUCCCCCGUAUCACCGUCCUCGGUUCCCUCAACAUCGACCUCACCUCCUACGUCCCCCACCAUCCCCUUCCAGGUGAAACCCUAACCUCCAACGGCCUGGUCGUCUCUCCCGGUGGCAAGGGCGCCAACCAAGCCGUCGCCUGCGCCAAGCUCUCCCGCGGCCGCGACCAUGAUAAGGACCCUUCCUCCAUCACCGCCGUCGUCGCCAUGGUCGGCGCCGUAGCCCAAGACAGCCACGGCUCCCUCCUCCUCAAGAACCUCGCCGCCCACGGCAUCGACGCCUCCCAGGUCCUCCAGGUCUCCUCCGAGACGACCACCACCGGCACCGCCAUCAUCAUCGUCGACGAACCCACCGGCCAGAACCGCAUCAUCUUCACCCCGGGCGCCAAUUCCGACCCGGCCCUCUCCCACUACACAUCCCUUCCCGAGACCUCCUCCGCCGACGCCCGCCCCGACCUCCUCGUCAUGCAGCUCGAGAUCCCCCUCGCCACCGUCCUCGCCGCCCUCGAAUCCGCCAAACGCGCCGCCGUCCCCGUCCUCCUCAACCCGGCCCCCGCCCAACCGCUCCCAGACCACGCCUACGCCGGUCUCGCCCACCUCGUCGUCAACGAGACCGAGGCCUCCAUUCUCUCCGGCUGCGCCGAGUCCGACCUCGACGACCUCGACGGCCUCCGCCGCGUCGCCAAGUGGUUCCUCGACAAGGGCGUCGUCAACUUCGUCGCCACCCUGGGCGGACGGGGCGUCUACUUCCGCUCCGCGGACGGCAAGGAUGCCCUCGUCCCGGCCGAGAAGGCCAAGGUCGUCGAUACCACCGCCGCUGGGGACACUUUCGUCGGCUCUUACGCCGUCUCCGCCGUAACGGCUGCUCAUGAAGCCAAGCCUUUCGACAUCGAGGCCGCUAUCCGAAGAGCGAACCGUGUCGCCGCAAAGACCGUCGAAAGGAAGGGUGCCCAGGACUCGAUCCCUUGGGGGGACGAGGUGAAUUAG